GUCGACAACGACACCUGGCCUUUGCAUACCUCGACAAAUAAAGGGCGUGAGGCGAACGUGUAUCUCACCUAUCUCGUGGAGAACUACCAAAAGCUCCCCAUGAUCAUUGCAUUUGUACAUCCCCACAAGUGCACUUACCCACAAGCAUGGCAUACAGAUGCAGAAUCCCAUUCCAAUGUUGAGAGCUUGACGUCUCUCAAUACCAGUUUUUUCCUAAGCAACGGCUAUGCCAAUCUCCGAUGCAUCGCCAUCCCUGGAUAUCCAGACGAGAAUCAACCGUUCCGCGAGGAACAUAGAGAGGGUAGGAGCGCAGAACACGCAUUCGGGGAUGCAUGGAAUCAGAUAUUCGAAAACAAUGGCGUACCAAAGGUGGUAGGCACUCCAUGCUGUGCUCAUUUCGCGGUGUCGCGAGACCAGGUGCACAAGCGGCCUUUGGAGUUCUACGUCGGUGCCUUGAGGUGGUUGCACGACACACCUCUCGACGAUGCCACAAGUGGACGCGUUUUUGACUAUCUGUGGCAUGUUAUCUUUGGGCAGGACUCAGUAUAUUGCCCUGACUAUGAACAAUGCUAUCACGAUGUUUAUGGAAAGGCCUUACAAACAUGA
This is a messenger RNA of Aureobasidium melanogenum CBS 110374, 606 nucleotides long. RefSeq lists its product as uncharacterized. NCBI's taxonomy places the organism in Eukaryota, Fungi, Ascomycota, Dothideomycetes, Dothideales, Saccotheciaceae. The annotation marks the transcript as partial. The record is from RefSeq and is a predicted model, not a curated record. The transcript is spliced from 2 exons.